Rhineura floridana is the source of this 1309-nucleotide messenger RNA. RefSeq names its product sperm microtubule inner protein 7 (gene SPMIP7). NCBI's taxonomy places the organism in Eukaryota, Metazoa, Chordata, Lepidosauria, Squamata, Rhineuridae. The coding region runs from base 1 to 1266 and encodes 421 amino acids. The record is from RefSeq and is a predicted model, not a curated record. The transcript is spliced from 9 exons.
AUGGCUUCUCAGGUCACCACAAGGCAGUUUAGUCACUUAAAUCCUCCUAUUGAUUCAUUGCACAAGAUGCAUCAGAAGCAGCAUGAAAAUCUGUUAAAGAGAAUGUAUAUGCCUUUUGUGAGAGGACCCAAAGACAGACAUUACUUUUCCAGUUUCCACAGCAAGUAUAGUAAUGCUUUUCUCAAAUCUAAUCCAUUCAUUCCUCCUGAAGAUAAAAGCUACCCUUUAGCUCCGCACCGGGAUGAUCUGCCAGUAAUUAACCUUUGUUCAGGGUUUAUGAGCCCAGGAGCCAGAUCUGAAGCUGAUCAGCAAAUCAUGUACAACAAAACCAUUGACCCCCUGGGGAAUGGCAGAGAUAGGCAGCCUCCACAGUGGGCACCCAUCCCACACCGGACAGCUCAGAUUGCGGACAAAAGACUCUCAUUGCUAUUGAAAGAGGUAAACCAGGACCAACGAUGGAGCUCCAGAUUAGUGCCAGAUGUUUCUGUCAGGUCAAAAAUUGGAGGAUGGACAAGCCCAGUAAAAGUUAUACCUGCUCCACCUCAAACCAAAGAAUAUUUCUCACCUCAUACAUUUGCAUUUCAUGUGGACCCAGACACUGAGUCAAGUGAACCCUCUUCUGAAGCCUGCAGAGAUGAGAAAGCCCAGAAGUAUAUGUACACCUCAACAACACAAAGCACAUAUGAAGAAGUUCCCUGGGAUAGAAUAUUGCCACCCAAAGUGAAGCCUCCAGAUUCAGCAGCAGAACUAAUGGCUGAUAAUAUCUCCCACUGUUUUACAAUGAAGCAAUAUGAACCACCAGCAGAAAUAGGCCAAGUUGUUGGAGGCCUCUGGGACAGAUUUCAGAGAAGAUCCUUCACAACACCACACAGGCCAAUUAAUUUUGUUAGUCCUAGCUCUCGAACUCAACAUCUCCCUUUAUACACAGGCUGUGUUGGUGCAGAGAAUACUGAUGACCUAGACAAUCCCAAUGUAGAUGUAAUUACUCACAGCAACGUACGAAUUGCAAAACCACGUUAUGUGAAAUCUUCCUACUCUCCAAACACCUUUGGAUACACUGGCAAGGUUCAUUGGUCAGCCACCCAACCAGUAAAUUCUAAUCUUCCACCAACAUCACCAUCAAUAAUUUCCCGAAUGUAUCGUUACAUGGCUAAGCACGGGCAGCCAUCUGAAUUUCCACAUCUGGGGCCUUUAUCACAGAUCCUCACACCCACUGAACCUCAAAAUUCUUUCAAUAAGAAGGAGAAAGAACGAGUUACAAUUUGAAAGAGUAUUUCUCUUUAAUGGCACAGCUCCAAGCUUCAGCAGA